Penicillium arizonense is the source of this 714-nucleotide messenger RNA. RefSeq lists its product as uncharacterized. The record is from RefSeq and is a predicted model, not a curated record. NCBI's taxonomy places the organism in Eukaryota, Fungi, Ascomycota, Eurotiomycetes, Eurotiales, Aspergillaceae. The transcript has 3 exons. Gene Ontology annotation, molecular function: transmembrane transporter activity. The coding region runs from base 1 to 714 and encodes 237 amino acids.
AUGGCUAUUGAUUCCGAUAGUGUUGGGUUUAUCCAGACCGAGCAAGGGAACCAGGACGAACAGACGAAAGACUCUGGCUCAUCUCGCUCAAUUGGCCCAGGUGAUGUUAUUUCGCUCGAUCAAGUGGACCUGGCACUCGCUGCCAAAAUGAACCUUGUCAAUGAUACAAUUGAUAGAAUCGGGUUCACACGCUACCACGCGAAACUGUUUUUUCUGAAUGGAUUUGGGUACGGGGUUGAUUCGCUAUUGCUAUUCCUGAUGAGUAUUUCGGCCGAGCAAGUUGUGGCACAGUAUCCUCCGAAAUUUACAAGGGGCGCACAGCUGGGCUUCUAUUUGGCACUUCUGGUAGGAGCUCUAUUUUGGGGUGGUACAGCAGAUGUCAUUGGGCGGAAAUGGGCAUUCAACUUCUCCCUGCUGAUCAGUGCAGUCUUUGCUAUCACUGCUGGGGCUGCCCCAAAUUAUGCUGUAUGGGCAACCUUUGUUGCAAUUUCGGCGUUUGGAUCUGGCGGAAACCUGGUUCUUGAUACAACGGUUUUCCUGGAGUACCUCCCUUCUAACAAGCAAUGGCUUCUGACCCUUCUAGCGGGCUGGUGGGGUGUUGGCCAGACGGUAGCUGGUCUUGUGGCGUGGGGAUUCAUGGGUAUCUUUCCCUUUCUUGUUCUGUGGGUUCAAGUUUUGUUAACCAAAACGCAGCAAAUUACAGUUGCCCUUUAG